AUGAUGAAUCAGAUUCGCGAAUCAGAAGACCCUGAUAUUUGCAAAAUGAUUCUUGGCCUGGUUGCUAUUGUUUACUGGCCCAUCUCCUUAGAAGAACUGGCAUCUAUCUUGGAUAUUCCGAAUAAUCUCAAUGACAAAGAUCUUGAGGAACUGGUUGUCGCGAUUUCUUGCUUAAAGACAAAAAGCUCGCCUUUGAGCCUGGGAGCCAGCAUUAUGCAGUUCUCUGCAGAUCUUUGGAAAUUAUUGAAUUGGUUAGAAGCUCUUAGCUUAAUGGAGAGAAUGACAGAUGCUAUAAGGACUGUUAGCAUUGUAAAGGAACUAAGCUGGCACCUCUGCAAGUCUACAGCUCUACACUUUUUUUUAAGCCCAGUCUCCAGCAUUGUAAGGCAAAUGUACGAGGAGACUGAAGGGCCAAAGUGGGUUACUACAAAGUCGGAGAUGUUGGAUGAGUGGAUCGCUUACUUCCAACCCUUCGAAGGUCAUAAAGAACCAGUUAGAGCUUUGGCGUUUUCGCCAGACGGGGAACACUUAGUGUCUUGGUCAGAAGAUGCGACAGGAAAGCUCUGGGAUCUGGAGUCAGGUGCGUGUUUACAUACAUUCGAAGAUGAUAUCGACGACGAUCAAUCCCCUUUAUCACUCGCAAUUUCAUCAAAUAGUGAUCUUUUAGCGGCUGAAUUAGGUCUUGAAGAGAGCAUUCGGAUUUGGAAUUUGGCCACAAAUACGCAUCUGCAAUGCAUCUCCAUCUCACAAUUCAGGGCAUAUGAGGGAAUUUUGGUGCUUUCGCUAGAUAGUACCCGACUUGGAGCGAUGCUGUACGAUGGUAUCAUCCUCAUCUACGAGAUAAAUACGGGCACGCUUGUUGAACUCCUCGACAACAUUUAUGACACAGGACAUGGAUUAAAUACUGCACAGAGCCAAGAUCCAAACUACAGAUUGAAGUUAUCCAGAUUUGAUAGGAGUCGAGACAAAGCGUGGAUUCUCCAUGGGCAGGAUCGGGUGCUAUGGCUUCCUCCAGAGUACCGCCCCAUCGCAACGGCAGUGUAUGAUGACCUUGUUGUUAUUUGGCCUGGAUAUGGUCGAGUAUUAUGUCUCCAAUUCGAUAUGGGCGAGAUGGACAAGGAGCUUGCAGUGAAUGCUGUCGCCAUGGUAUGGCGGCUAUCGUUGUUUGCAAGUGGAAAAGUGGAAGAGGAGCGCCUUAAAGACAAGAACAAAUAUAGCAAUUAUUAUGCGUGUUGA
Messenger RNA from Trichoderma asperellum CBS 433.97, 1236 nucleotides. Lineage: Eukaryota; Fungi; Ascomycota; Sordariomycetes; Hypocreales; Hypocreaceae. The record is from RefSeq and is a predicted model, not a curated record.